This is a messenger RNA of Chroicocephalus ridibundus (black-headed gull), 2810 nucleotides long. RefSeq names its product galactose-3-O-sulfotransferase 1 (gene GAL3ST1). The record is from RefSeq and is a predicted model, not a curated record. The transcript is spliced from 4 exons. Gene Ontology annotation, biological process: galactosylceramide biosynthetic process; myelination. NCBI's taxonomy places the organism in Eukaryota, Metazoa, Chordata, Aves, Charadriiformes, Laridae. Gene Ontology annotation, cellular component: membrane. The coding region runs from base 382 to 1656 and encodes 424 amino acids. Gene Ontology annotation, molecular function: galactosylceramide sulfotransferase activity.
GAGAGGAGCCGGCAGAGCGACGCCAGGUCACCCCGAGGAGCACACUGCCAGGUUGGGGGUGCAGGGCUGCAGCGCUCCCCAACCCAAGGUGAGCUCCGGCUACGGGAGGUGACACCAGCCGUCGCCAUGGGAGGAGGACAAGGAUGGCUGGCCAGCGGUACGGGGCUGGGACCCCGGUGAUGCCAUAAGGAGCGCAGCUGGUAGGGAGGAUUCGGAAAAGACGGCAUUUGCGGGGAGCUGCGCAGGACGAGCUUAUUCCAUGUCGGAGCAGCAUCGGCACCCCCGCCCCUUACCACCCGCUCCCCCUGCGCCCCGGCCAGCCCAGGAGAGGAGAGGGACGGCUCGCCGAGAGCAGCUUAAGCAAAGGAAAAGGUGACCAGGAUGCUGCACAAUGGGAAGCGCUGGAGGUCUAUGUGCAAGGGGCUCGUCCUGGGGACCCUCCUGACCAGCUUCAUGCUGCUGCUCUACUCCUACGCCGUCCCCCCGCUGCAAGUCAGCAUGACAGAGAUCCCCGUUCCCUCCUCCUGCUCCUCCUACCCAACCCCUGGCAAGGCGCUGGCAGCAGCCAACGGCACGGACAGCCCUUCGGGACGGAGCUGCCUGCCCAAGCUGAACAUCAUGUUCAUGAAGACGCACAAGACGGCCAGCAGCACCAUCCUCAACAUCCUCUUCCGCUUCGGGGAGAAGCACCGCUUGAAAUUUGCGUUCCCCAAUGGCCGCAAUGACUUCUACUACCCCUCCUACUUCGAGCGCAGCCAGGUGCAGAGCUACCGGCCGGGCACCUGCUUCAACAUCAUCUGCAACCACAUGCGCUUCCACUACGAGGAGGUGCGCAAGCUCCUGCCGGCGGACACCACCUUCGUGACGGUGCUGCGGGACCCUGCCUACCUCUUCGAGUCCUCUUUCCACUAUUUUGGGCGCGUCAUCCCCCUCACCUGGAAGCUGACGGGGGAGGACAAGCUGGCAGAGUUCCUCCGGGACCCCUGGCACUACUACGACCCCAACGGGUUCAACGCUCACUACCUCCAAAACCUCCUCUUCUUUGACUUGGGCUACGACAACAACAUGAACGCCAACAGCCCGCUGGUGGAGGAGCACAUCCAGGAGAUAGAUCGCCGUUUCCACCUCGUCAUGUUGCUCGAGUACUUUGACGAGUCCCUGGUGCUGCUGAAGGACCUGCUGUGCUGGCAGCUGGAGGAUGUCCUCUACUUCAAGCUCAACGCCCGGAAGGGCUCCACUGUCUCCCGGCUGACACCUGAGCUGUAUGAGAAGGCCACCUCCUGGAACCUCAUCGACGCCAAGCUCUACCGCUAUUUUAAUGCCACCUUCUGGCGUAAAGUGGAGGCCUACGGGAGGGAGCGGAUGGCCAAGGAUGUGGCGGAGCUGCAGCGGGAGAAUGAGAAGAUGAAGAGUAUCUGCAUCGACGGGGGACACCCCGUGGACGCCAGCGCCAUCCAAGAGUCUUCCAUGCAACCCUGGCAGCCACUGGGGGAGAAGUCCAUCCUAGGCUACAACUUGAAGAAGAAGAUCAACAAGAAGCACCAGAAGCUGUGCCGCAAGAUGCUGACGCCCGAAAUCCAGUACCUGACCGACCUGGGGGUCAACCUCUGGAUCACCAAGCUGUGGAGCCGCGUGCGGGACUUCCUGAAGUGGUAGGGGACAGUGGGUGCCCCGUUUCCCCCGGGGAAGAACCAGGUGCUUUCCUUUUUCUUACUUCAUGGUGUCUUUUGUUGGACGUGAGCAGAACCGGCCGGAGGCUCCGGCACCCAGGAAUGCUGGAGGACUCUCCGUCACCAUCAUGCCGAGCCUCCACUUGGGCAGGAGCCUGCGGGGACGCCGCUGUCACCCACCGGCAGGGAGAGCGGAGCCUCUGCCUCCCCCCCUGCCUCCGAAGGGUCAAGGAUUGGUGGUUUGGGGGUGGGUUUUUUCCAGCAGGAUCCACUUCUUCCUUCCCCACGGAAAGGCCAGAGGACACGUUCGUGAAGGACAUGGCCUUGUCACAGCGGGAGCGGGACAUCCAUCGCCACGUGGCUGGAGGCAAGGGCAGUGCAGGUGGGGACGUGCCCGGCUGGUGGUGGCAGGGAGUUCUCCUUGCCCGGGGUGAACAGGGGGGACCCGAACCCCGAGGAGCUCCUCGAAUGACCCCUUUUCCCUCCAGCCCUGGUUCUGGGGCUGCGGGUCGGAGCCUGCUGCACCACUCCAGCGGAUUCCAGCCUGUGGGUGUGAUGAGUGCAGCACAUUCUCAGCCCACCCACAGCCGUCGGUCCGUGGCAGGCUGCCACCCGGAGCUACUCGGAGCCAUGUGAAGAGUGGAAAACCCACCCCCAAAACCCCGACGUUCAUCAACAGGCUCAUGGUCCCCAUGGGCAAAGGGUCUCCAUGCAGCAGGUCCCCUCCCGGCCCCGCAUUGUCCCGGUUAGAGGGCCCCAGGGCCCCAGUCCCUACUGGGUACAUCCCAGGAGGCCCACGGGGUCUGGUGAGAACUGGCGUGGGGAGAAAGUGGGGAGCGGGGUCCGGUGGCCGCCAUCCCGGUGAUGCCAUCCCCCAGGCACGGGGGGGAUGCCAAGGACGAGGUCUGUGUCCCCCCUGCCAUGGCGGGGACAGCCCUCAGGCGUCCCGGCCGGGCUGGAUGACACCCGUCCUGCCGAGAGCGGCCCUGGCCGGGCACAGAGGUGGCCCCACGGCCGAGCCUCCCCUGCGGCAGAGGGACCCCCCACCGGCCCCCCCAGCCCGUGUUCUGCUCCCUUUGUAAAGACCAGAAAUAAAAAAAAAGCAAUUCUACUUUUGUAAAACAACCGUACAUUUGGCAG